Messenger RNA from Penicillium griseofulvum, 2853 nucleotides. Its product is annotated as putative C6 transcription factor. The record is from RefSeq and is a predicted model, not a curated record. NCBI's taxonomy places the organism in Eukaryota, Fungi, Ascomycota, Eurotiomycetes, Eurotiales, Aspergillaceae. Gene Ontology annotation, molecular function: DNA-binding transcription factor activity, RNA polymerase II-specific; DNA binding; zinc ion binding. Gene Ontology annotation, biological process: regulation of DNA-templated transcription; DNA-templated transcription. The transcript has a single exon. Gene Ontology annotation, cellular component: nucleus. Bases 1 to 2853 code for a protein of 950 amino acids.
AUGAUCCCACGCGAUUCCGACAAAUCGCCAACGAAAACCCCUGGUGUCAGCUUCGGUCUAGGCCAGGAGGAGGCAGCUUUGGACGAUUUCGAUACACAAAGCCAUGCAAGCUCCCGCGAUCCCGGUAACACACAAACGGCCGACCCCGCGCUAGGCGCGGACAACGGCACAUUAGACCAACGAGAUGAUCGCAACGGCCCGUCUAAUUCUGAACCUCUAAACGACGAAGACAAACCGGCUUGGAGCGAGAUGAAGACCAAGGCUGGGAAGGAGCGAAAGCGCCUGCCGCUGGCAUGCAUCGCGUGCCGUCGCAAGAAAAUCCGCUGCUCGGGCGAGAAACCUGCCUGCAAGCACUGCACGCGCUCCAGGAUUCCCUGUGUAUAUAAAGUUACUACACGGAAGGCAGCGCCGCGCACGGAUUACAUGGCCAUGCUGGACAAGCGACUGAAGAGGAUGGAAGAUCGCGUAAUCAAGACAAUACCCAAGGAGGAGACGAGGGAUAUGGUCUCUAUUGGAAGAUCAGUUGUCAAGCCUUCUGCCUCAGCUCAGCCAUUAAAAGCACAGAAGAAAAGAAGUGCGGAGGAGGCAUUUGCGGCAGAGAUGGAGGAAUGGACUCGUGAGGAUGGCGGCCCACCACACGAGACGUUCCCGCUGAAUCGUGAGAUCAAACCCACCGAUGGGACUGGUCUUCUGACCGAGGGAGCCGAAUUUUUGCCAUCAUUGGAGAUUCAAGAGCAUCUCGCGGAGGUGUUUUUUGAUUGUGUCUACGGGCAAUCAUACCUGUUAUUACACAAACCCAGCUUUAUGCGACGGCUUAAAGCAGGCACAAUUCCCCCUGUCCUGAUUCUUGCUGUCUGUGCCGUGUCUGCGCGGUUCUCCACACACCCUCAACUCAACUCGGAUCCGCCAUUCUUACGUGGAGAAAACUGGGCUAAUCCCGCUGCGGCCAUUGCUCUGAGCCGGCAUGACGAGCCAAAUAUUACCAUUCUCACGGUUUUCUUACUUCUUGGUCUCCAUGAGUUUGGAACCUGCCACGGUGGACGAAGUUGGUCUUUUGGAGGUCAGGCAUUACGGAUGGCAUACGCGUUGCAGCUCCAUCAGGAGCUUGAUCAUGAUCCAUUACUCAGUCAAAAGAAUGGCAACGGCUCACAGUUGAGCUUUACUGAUCAAGAAAUUCGACGCCGCACUAUGUGGGCAUGUUUCUUGAUGGAUCGGUAUAACUCUUCCGGAAGUCAACGGCCACCUAUUGGAAAUGAAAAAUUCCUACAAAUACAGCUUCCUAUCAAGGAAGCUCACUUCCAGAUGGAGAUACCCGGCCCAACGGAAGAUCUUGACGGCGAUGUCCUUAAUCCUGUACCUGAAGAUGCAGGCCAAUUAUCUAAUGCUAAAGAAAACAUGGGUGUUUCAGCGUACAUUAUCCGCGCCAUCACCAUGUGGGGGCGCAUUGUUGACUACCUAAAUUUAGGUGGAAAAAGAAAGGACUCACAUCCGCUUUGGCAUCCAGAGUCAGGGUAUAUGCAGCUUAAGCGGCAAAUUGAGGAAUUCUCUGCGUCUCUUCCACUGCCUAUGACCUUCACCUAUGAAAAUCUUCAAAUCCAUGCAGCGGAGAAGAUUGCAAAUCAGUUCCUCUUCCUCCACAUCAUCAUACAUCAAAACAUGCUGUUUCUCAACCAGUUCGCCAUUCCCUUGUCCCCGGGGGGCCGUCCACCAAGAGAUAUGCCUAAGUCCUUCCUCAGCAAUGCAGGUCGAGCCGCGGUGGAAGCAGCGCAUCACAUUUCAGUGCUCUUUGAUCGCGCUUCGGCCUAUCCUCUUACUGUUCCUUUUGCUGGGUACUGCGCUUACUCGGCAAGUACAGUCCACAUCUGGGGGAUCUUCUCGAAGAACGUCCAGCUAGAGGCGCGCUCAAAAGAGAACCUCCGGCAUACCUACCGCUACCUCAAUAAAAUGAAAAAGUACUGGGGCAUGUUCCACUAUAUGGUUGAGAGUGCCAAGGAUCGGUAUCGGCUAUUCGCCGAUGCAGCUAUCAAGGGCUCUGUGGCAACUAAUGGCGCAUCGCUGGCACCGAUGUUCCAAUAUGGUGACUGGUUUGACAAGUAUCCCCAUGGAGUGUCAAGGGUGCAUUGGGAAGGCCCCGAUACUCGGCACAAAGAAACGGGCGAAGACGCAGUCAUGGGCCAGAAACCCGACCUCCAGAGCGUGGAAGAUUUCUUUGCCGGCCUUUCUCCUCCUUCGCAGCCAGGUCAACCCCGCAAAUCCCGAUCUCGCAAGAACAGCAAACUCUCAAAUAAUACACCAGGCAUGGACCAGACUUCACCGCAAUCAAUGAUGGAAGUAACCAUGGGAAAUACCCCAGGUGUUCCAGGCAGUGCAUUCCCACAGCCAUCCAUAUACCAACAAUCCCGACCAAUGUCAUUUGGCGAACCACCAUUCGACUUUAGUAUCCCACCGGACCAAUUACCGCAACUAGACCGGCAAUUUGUCUACGGUUCAUUUGCUGACUUCGACCCCAACUCGUUCGUUCCAAACAAUCCUCCUAUCCCACCGCUCGGCGUUGAAGCUCAAACUCCAGACCAAACAUUGUUCACCGGCCAUAUGGACCCUAGUGCCCCCGCUGGGAUGGGCGAGUUCUACCAGCCCAGCGCAUGGUUCCUUCCCUUCAACCUUGACCCUGUUAACGGUGGAAACCAACCAUCACAUGCUCCGCCCCCGGCUCCCAUACCUGGGGGAGGCAGUGGUGACGGCACGCCAUCCGGUAUCCCUCCUGUAGGCAUGUCUGACUUUGGAGGUACGGGUAUGCCUUUAAGCGCAUAUGAUCUUGGUUUAACUUCGAACUUGAAACCUUCACGGCCGUGA